Molecule: messenger RNA, 714 nt
Organism: Aspergillus aculeatinus CBS 121060
Lineage: Eukaryota; Fungi; Ascomycota; Eurotiomycetes; Eurotiales; Aspergillaceae
Exons: 1
Coding region: 135-347 (70 amino acids)
Source: RefSeq, a predicted model, not a curated record
UUGUAUUGCGAUUGUUGUCCGCGCUGCAUGCUACUACGUAGAUACCACUUGUAGUUCAUCCUAGACCAAACAUGGGCGCUAGACUUGCUUCAUGAAUAUCUCGUAAAAGAUGAUCCGCCACACCUGACACUGUCAUGUUAGACCUUUUACACCUUGGCUUGCUUGCGAUGCCAUCACCACAUCUGCUGGUCCUUCUGCCACUUCCCAAUGGUUCCACAACUUAUAACUUAGAGCUUUUGUUGACUCGCAUACAUUCCCCUCUUGCUCAUCUCCCAUCACACCACGCAUGGCCCAAACAAGCUUUCCACCCACCGAUCAACAAUAGCAUUGAUGAUCAUCUUCCAUGAGCAGCCGGCCCGAUGUCAAGAGACAGCGUCCUGACGAUCCUUACUCCAUCCAAUCUGAACUAUACGGCGUCCUUGCAUGAUAUUCAGCGAGAAAGCAAUAUUAUACACCGGUAGUCGCAUUGCAGCGCAAUAGUCUGGCAGGGAAACCAUUCGCACAUAAAACGAGCAUGAUCGUUCGAACAUCCAUAGGCGCCUCCUGAAGUUUUGCAAGGAGACUGCUCGAUUUAACCCCAUGCGCGAAUAAUUCGCAGUAACAUACCUCGAAUCCUGCAUCUUAACAAGUUCCACCGGGCUUAAGACCUCGCAAGCCAAGAUGAAGGGUCUUGUAUGUUUUCUCAUGUCAAUUCCGCUCGUCGCGGCUACACUG